ACCUGCUGUUGAAUAACUUUUCAUCAUCAAAUUCUUAAAUCAAACUUUAAGUGAAAAUCCAGCCAAAAAACAUGGAUUUUGAGUUGAGAAAUCUGAAGGACUUCCUCACACUGUACAACCAAGUAACGGAGCUGUGCUUUAAGUCCUGUGUGGACAACUUCUUCGGACGGGAUUUGAGUAGUGACGAGCUCCGCUGUACGGACAACUGCGUCGCAAAGUUCUCCAACGUCAACCAACGGCUGAUGAAAGUGUAUGUUGGCGUCCAAACCGACCUGAACCAACGGAGGAUGGUAGAGUUUGAGGCCCAACAGGCUAAACUGCAGGAAGCCCAGAAACAGCAAGAGCAGACUCAAGUGGCAGAACUAGCACCGACCGCUGAUGCAAGUUUGACGCUACCGGCCAGUGCGACCGAAUCACCGGCUGCAACGGACAGUGGGAAGUUGGAAACGACGGUAGUGGAUUCGGUGAUUUAAUUGGGUUGGUUUUUUUUUUUUAGGGUUAGGUUGAUUG
Ochlerotatus camptorhynchus is the source of this 510-nucleotide messenger RNA. Its product is annotated as mitochondrial import inner membrane translocase subunit Tim10B. Gene Ontology annotation, cellular component: mitochondrial intermembrane space chaperone complex. Bases 72 to 473 code for a protein of 133 amino acids. NCBI's taxonomy places the organism in Eukaryota, Metazoa, Arthropoda, Insecta, Diptera, Culicidae. The transcript is spliced from 2 exons. The record is from RefSeq and is a predicted model, not a curated record.